CCAGACUAGUUUAAAAGGCUGGAAGGCGGGCUUCAGGAACUAGUAUCCUGAGAGUGCCAGAGAAGAGCCUGUUUGGCACAGCCAUGGCCCGGCAGGCAGGGAGCUCUUGGCUGCUCCGUGGUCUCCUGCUCUUCACAUUGUUCGCGUCCGGCGUCGCUCCCUUCAACUGGGAUCUCCCGGAGCCCCGCAGCCGAGCAAGCAAGAUUCGAGUGCACCCUCGGGGCAACCUCUGGGCUACCGGUCACUUCAUGGGAAAGAAGAGUCUGGAACCCCCAAGCCUGUCACUGGUGGGGACAGCACCCCCUAACACCCAGAGGGACCAGAGACUACAGCUGAGUCAUGAUCUGUUCAGGAUCCUCCUGCUAAAGCAAGCUCUAGGCAUGAACCUCAGCGGCCCAGCUCCCCCACCCCAGCACAGGAGACUGCUGGAGCCAAUACUACAGAAGUGAUGCCAAUAAUGGAACAAACACGAUGCUGGGCUUAGAAUGUGUCCAUCCAGAGCAGCUGAGGAAUGGAACCCUAGCAGUGGCCUCCUCUGGAUGUGAAGCCUAAGCUCAACUGUGUUACUCUGUUACUGUGAUUUCUGGUUGGGUCACCAGGAAUGUUGACAACAGACACAAAGUCUUUCCUGCUGUAUUUCUUGCUUCCCUGGUGAAGUUAUGAAUAAAAAUGCUGCUCUU
Molecule: messenger RNA, 680 nt
Organism: Arvicanthis niloticus (Nile rat)
Lineage: Eukaryota; Metazoa; Chordata; Mammalia; Rodentia; Muridae
Gene: Nmb
Product: neuromedin B
Biological process (GO): neuropeptide signaling pathway; positive regulation of hormone secretion
Cellular component (GO): neuron projection
Molecular function (GO): neuromedin B receptor binding; neuropeptide hormone activity
Source: RefSeq, a predicted model, not a curated record